Thunnus maccoyii (southern bluefin tuna) is the source of this 354-nucleotide messenger RNA. RefSeq names its product FXYD domain containing ion transport regulator 7 (gene fxyd7). Gene Ontology annotation, biological process: regulation of sodium ion transmembrane transporter activity. NCBI's taxonomy places the organism in Eukaryota, Metazoa, Chordata, Actinopteri, Scombriformes, Scombridae. The record is from RefSeq and is a predicted model, not a curated record. The transcript is spliced from 6 exons. Gene Ontology annotation, cellular component: membrane. The coding region runs from base 1 to 282 and encodes 93 amino acids. Gene Ontology annotation, molecular function: sodium channel regulator activity.
AUGUCCACCACAGAAUCAGUGUUUCCAGACCAAAGUGACUUUGAUUAUGUUCAUGAUAAACCCCAGUUCAUCCGUUUGUGGUUUAAGUGCCAUUUGGUUUUGUCUCUUGUAGAUUAUGAGACAUUGCGGACCACAGGGGUUGUCCUUGCUAUUAUUAUGUUUGUCUCUGGCAUUGUAAUAGCCCUGAGUAAAAAAUUCACAAAAUGUGUAAAAUCCUCAUCCAAUUCCAGCUCAUCUGGUACCCAAAUUCCAAAGACAGAAGUACCUCCUCAAACCGUAUAGAAAAUAUUAUAUGUGCUUGAAAGAGAGAGAGGGACGGUCAUCACAGGAACCACAACAGCGAAUUCACACAUG